AAACGACAUCGUUGUUGGAAAUCUCCUUCUCAAACAUUACAAAUUACAAAUCUGUGUUUCAGGGUUGAAAUUUCACACGUUGAAAUUUGGUACCAACUCCAGCCCUACACCACCAUGGCCUCCAUCCACAAAUUUUUGCUUUUCUCUCUCGCCCUUCUCCUCUUCGCUUCUCCUUUUCUCCAAGUUGCUAGGUGUCAGUCAGACUCCGAUGAUGCUGUGGAUAACAUUGAAGAAUCAAGCGAUAUUGGCAUUGUUGGGGAUGAUGCCCAAGACUUUGGUGAUGGGACCUUGUCUUCCGCUCCAGGAAUUGAUACAAUAAGUGUAUUUCCAAAAAACAGCGCACGAUUGAUAACAGCUGGAGAAGAGUCAGAGCUGCUUGUUGGUGUUAAAAAUGAUGGGGAUUCAAGCUUGAAUGUUAUUGCAAUCAGGGCUAGUAUUCACCUUCCUUUUGAUCACAAGCUGCUGGUUCAAAAUCUUACUACCCAGGGUUUCAAUAAUGGUUCUGUACCAGCCUCAGCACAGGCUACUUUCCCAUAUUUAUUUGCAGUCAGUAAGUUCAUGCAGCCUGGAAAUUUUGAUCUUGUGGGCACUAUUAUUUAUGAGAUAGAUGAUCAUCCAUUCCAAAGCGUCUUCUUUAAUGGCACUGUUGAAGUUGCUGAAGCUGGUGGUUUUCUUAGCAUGGAGUCUGUUUUUCUUGUUACACUGGGGGCUGCUCUCCUUGUCCUCCUGGGGCUAUGGAUUCAUGGUCAAAUACAACACCUUUCUAAGAAAACAAAGAGGGCUCCAAAAGUUGAAGUGGGAACAAGGUCUACAGAUGCUUCAACUGAUGAAUGGCUACAGGGAACUGCAUUUACCCAAUCUCUGUCGAGCAAGUCAAAGAAGAAGAAGUAGAUAAGCAAAUUCUCACGUUCAGCCACACAAGACUGUGCCAUGGAAUACAGAAUCAUGUUACUGACUAGGUUUGAGUUUAAGAGAGCACGACCAAGUAGCUGUGAAAUUUUGGCUGAAAGAUCUAGCUUUCUGUUGUAGCUUAAGACUUUUUACGUUUCUCCAUUCGAAUGAAGUUGAGUUUUUUUUUGUUCUAAACUAACAAGGAUUUGAAUUAGGAAUGAUACAACUUUUGCGAUA
Molecule: messenger RNA, 1128 nt
Organism: Vigna angularis (adzuki bean)
Lineage: Eukaryota; Viridiplantae; Streptophyta; Magnoliopsida; Fabales; Fabaceae
Product: translocon-associated protein subunit alpha
Exons: 8
Coding region: 115-891 (258 amino acids)
Cellular component (GO): endoplasmic reticulum; endoplasmic reticulum membrane
Source: RefSeq, a predicted model, not a curated record